Messenger RNA from Drosophila mojavensis, 2498 nucleotides. It is a transcript of the gene TM9SF4, whose product is annotated as transmembrane 9 superfamily member 4. Gene Ontology annotation, cellular component: membrane. NCBI's taxonomy places the organism in Eukaryota, Metazoa, Arthropoda, Insecta, Diptera, Drosophilidae. The record is from RefSeq and is a predicted model, not a curated record. Gene Ontology annotation, biological process: protein localization to membrane. The transcript is spliced from 6 exons. The coding region runs from base 161 to 2041 and encodes 626 amino acids.
CCUACACUACGCGGGCGACAAUUGCAAGCGAGAAGAGGCAAUAAGAAGAAAGAAUAUAUUUUUUUUUAGCUAGUUUAUAAAUUGGCAAAUUUUCAGUUAAAUAUAUACAUUUACAUUCAGUGCACAUUUAGACUUCUAGGCUUCAAUUCCGCAGGUAGCCAUGCAGUGGACGAUGAUGUUGACGCUGCUUGCCAGCAGCAGCGUCGUCGUCAUUGUUGAUUGCUUUUAUGUGCCCGGCGUGGCACCCGUUGAGUUCGUGCGUGGACAAAAAAUCGAUGUUAAAGCGGUUAAAAUGACCAGCAGCCGAACCCAGCUUCCCUAUCAGUAUUAUUCACUGCGCUUCUGCUAUCCCAAGAAUGGAACCCUAAUCUUCAAAUCAGAGAAUCUCGGUGAAGUUCUGCGUGGUGAUCGCAUAGUGAACACACCCUACGAGGUUCAAAUGGCCGAGGACGUAAAUUGUAAGCUGCUCUGCAAUAAAAAAGAUUUACCCAUGACCUGGAGCAAAGAGGAUUCGGCAAUGGUUGCUGAGCGUAUACAGCACGAGUAUUUUGUUCACUUGCUAGUGGACAAUUUGCCGGUGGCGACACGCAUUGUCAGUGCAACGAAUCCCGCUGAAGUGACGUACGAGCAUGGGUACAGAUUGGGACAAGUGGAUGGCGAUAAAAUCUACAUUAACAACCAUCUGAAGUUCAUUCUCUCCUAUCACAUGUACACCAAGGAUAAAUAUCGGGUGGUUGGGUUUGAAGUGAUAACUGGGUCCGUUAGCCACAAGGAACUCAAAUUUGAGGGCGACAGCUGCAAUUUCCCCGACAGUCCAAGUCCACAGCUUGUUAAUCCAUCGGGCGAGACCCAGCUCUACUUCACGUACUCUGUUGUUUGGAAGGAGUCUAAGGUUAGCUGGGCCUCACGCUGGGACAUUUAUUUGGGCAUGCGCGACGUGCAAAUCCAUUGGUUUAGCAUCAUCAAUUCGCUGGUCGUAGUCUUCUUCUUAUCGGGUAUACUCACUAUGAUCAUGAUACGCACUUUGAGGCGGGAUAUUGCUCGCUAUAAUACGGAUGAUAAUAUCGAGGAUACGCUUGAGGAGACCGGCUGGAAGUUGGUUCAUGGCGACGUAUUCCGACCGCCCAAGAACACGCGCCUCUUCUCUGCUAUCAUUGGCAGCGGUAUCCAGAUCUUUUUUAUGGCCAUGAUUACGAUCUUUUUUGCUAUGCUUGGCAUGCUGUCGCCCUCGUCACGUGGGGCUCUCAUGACGUCCGGCAUUUUUAUGUACGUUUUCAUGGGAACCAUUGCCGGCUACUAUGCAGCGCGUCUAUACAAAACGAUGAAGGGACGGGAAUGGAAACGGGCUGCCUUCCUAACUGCCACACUCUAUCCGGGCAUCGUCUUUGGCACGGGAUUCAUUUUGAACUUUUUCAUUUGGGAUAAAUCCUCGAGCGGCGCUGUGCCUUUUACCACAAUGAUAUCGCUGUUGUUGCUGUGGUUCGGCAUAUCUGUGCCGCUCGUUUAUGUAGGAUUCUACCUAGGCUAUCGGAAGCAACCGUAUCAACAUCCAGUGCGGACGAAUAUGAUACCACGCCAGGUGCCCACGCAGCAUUGGUAUAUGAAUGCAGCCCUGAGCACCUUAAUGGCUGGUAUCUUGCCAUUUGGCGCUGUAUUCAUCGAGUUAUUCUUCGUUUUUACGGCCAUUUGGCAGAAUCAAUUUUAUUAUUUGUUUGGUUUUCUGUUUUUGGUGUUUUGCAUUCUAGUUGUUAGCUGUGCUCAGAUCUCCAUCGUUAUGACCUACUUUCAGCUGUGUGGCGAGGAUUAUCGCUGGUGGUGGCGUAGCUUUAUUGUCUCUGGUGGCUCGGCUGUGUAUGUGCUUUUCUAUAGCAUAUUUUAUUUUUUUACCAAGCUGGAGAUUACAGAAUUUAUACCCACACUGCUUUACUUGGGUUACACAGGUCUAAUGGUGCUAACAUUUUGGCUACUGACAGGCUCCAUUGGCUUCUUUGCUGCCUAUGUUUUCAUACUUAAAAUCUAUGGUGCCGUGAAAAUAGAUUAAACCAUCCACUAUCUGGCACACAAUGCUGUACACCAAACUAUCCCUGCAAUAUCAUUUGUUCGUAAUACUUAUUACCUAUAAUAUAAUAUUUAUAUACAAUAUACAUAUGUAUAUACAUAUAUAUAUAUAUAUAUAUAUAUAUAUGUAUGAAUGAGUCUAUAAAGAAAGGCCAUGUGUAAAAUCUUGUUUAAGCUAUUUAGCCCUCUUCUCUCUUAACUAAGUGUGCUAUAAGUUUACUUUACCUGCUGCUGCGCCGCUUUAAUUAACGACAAAAACACCGAUUGAGAAUCUUUACUAAUAGUUAACGGGCGUCGCUCAAUUUUCGAGUGCAUUGCGUAGAUUAUAUUCUAGAAAAGCCUAAUUUAUAUAUGUAUUGUAAAAACAAAAUCCUAAUCGUAAGCUAAAAACAACCGGAAAUCUAAUAAAUGUAAGCUAAGUAUAGAUGGCGACCAAGUGA